GGUAUUCUGUUAGUUUAUGAUAUUACAAACUACAACAGUUUUGAGAAUAUUGAAGAUUGGUACCAAAAAGUUAAAAAAGUAUUCACUGAUGCAGAUAAAUUACCAAGCAUGGUGUUAGUCGGUAAUAAAAUCGAUUUAGAACACAUGAGAGCUAUUCAAGUAGACAGGCACAACAAGCUGUGUUUAGAACAUAGCCUAUUAAGCCAUUUUGUAUCGGCGAAGUCUGGUGACUCGAUAAAUUUAUGCUUUAAAAAACUAGCUGCUGAUAUUUUAGAUUUGAAGCUUACAAAGUCUGAGAUGGAACAAACUGCACAAAUUGUUAAGGCUGAAAUAGUGAAUUACAAUAAUGCUGCUGCAUUACCACGGCAGUCAUCCCGACAACAACGGAGUUCAAUGUGUUUGGUAAUGUAAUUUGGUGUAAAAAAAACAAAGCUGUUCACGGUCACCUGAAGCUUGUGCUUGAUAAAAUAUUUAUUAGUCUUAAAAAUUGUUACCUGUCUUACUAUUUGGAAAUUAUACUGACCAAAAUGCAGUGACAUUGUCAGUAUUUUGAUUUGUUAUAUUCGGUUACACAAAUAUGAUUACAUAGAAUGAGCAUGCAUUAAAAAUACAAAGUAAAAGUUAAAAUGAACUAAUUAAACCUGGAUAACCAAAUAGUUGUAAACGAAAGUAAAACUUACUUCCAUUUGUGUCCAUAACAAGAAGAAAAUUAAAAUUUCCCGAAGCUAAAGUAUAUUUGUUAUUUUACCUCAAUUUAAUGACUGCUGCUCUGACUUGAUUACAAAUUACUGUUGUCAUUAGAUUUCCAUUGUAUAUCAUCCAACAUGAUCAGUUUUAAUCACCCCUGGAUUUGCAAUCAGUACAUGUACAUUUCGUUUGCCACCUUUCACAAUUUGGAUUUACCUUGAACAAUUCUUAUUAUAUAGUAUACCCUCCAUAGUUAUCAUAAAAGUAAAAGCAUUUUUAAAAGGAAGAAGAAUCUAAAUACUCUCGGAAAAUACUCCAAUUAGUUUGUUGUAAGACGAAAACCAUAUUCUUAUUUAUAUGAUUAGUACUUUUUCUAUGGUAACUCUAGAAAAAUAAUGUUUUCUUGCUGAGCACAAGUAGACUUUCAAACAAUGUAAAGCAUUACAUCGUUUAAUAUGAAUAAGGCUGCAGACACUGUUUAUGUCAUGUGUGCAAUGUGCUUACUAGCGAGAAAUUUUAGUAGUGUUUGAUGUAGCGAGGUUCUAUUUCUUCAUGGCCAUAUGAUUUACAGUCUUUGUAUUCAAGUUAUAUAUGGUAUGCCGAAAAACCGCGAAUUGAAGCCCAGUGUAUGUAUAAAACAAGAUUGGUUUAUACAUUAAUUUAGGUGAUUUAUUCCAGUUAAAUACACUCCAUUAUACAGAUUGAUAUUACAAUGACAUUAUUUAUUGUUUAAUUUUACAAAUUCAGAAAAUUUACAGCACUCGAAAAGAAGCCCAUCCAAAGUUCUAAAAAAAAUUAAAUUCAAUUCGAGAUUUUACAGUACUUUAAUAUAUUCAUAUUUUUUUAUGUUAGAGGAACAUGGAGAUAGUACAGAUUCUGUUAAAAUAUGAUUUUGCACUUUUUAAAUGUUUAAUUCCUUUACCA
Molecule: messenger RNA, 1611 nt
Organism: Anneissia japonica
Lineage: Eukaryota; Metazoa; Echinodermata; Crinoidea; Comatulida; Comatulidae
Product: ras-related protein Rab-28-like
Cellular component (GO): endosome; Golgi apparatus
Molecular function (GO): GTP binding; GTPase activity
Source: RefSeq, a predicted model, not a curated record